AUGAGUGAAAGAGCCAAUAAAACUAAUAUAAGUAUUCAAUAUUGUUCAUCGUUUCCUCAUCAUAUUUUACAAGCUCUUGAAAUAUUACGAGAAACACAAGCACGUGUAUCAGUUGAUUAUACAAGACAUAUUGUUGAUCAAGAAGCUCAAUGGACUAUUGGAAUUUCAAGUCUAUUAUCUGAUGCUCUUAGUAUUGCUCCAUUUGAAGAUGUUUUUUGA
This is a messenger RNA of Rotaria sp. Silwood2, 219 nucleotides long. The record is from the annotation of a GenBank genome assembly. NCBI's taxonomy places the organism in Eukaryota, Metazoa, Rotifera, Eurotatoria, Philodinida, Philodinidae.